Trichomycterus rosablanca is the source of this 4292-nucleotide messenger RNA. RefSeq names its product oxidation resistance 1a (gene oxr1a). Gene Ontology annotation, cellular component: nucleus. The transcript has 17 exons. Gene Ontology annotation, biological process: response to oxidative stress. The record is from RefSeq and is a predicted model, not a curated record. The coding region runs from base 168 to 2651 and encodes 827 amino acids. Lineage: Eukaryota; Metazoa; Chordata; Actinopteri; Siluriformes; Trichomycteridae.
UGAAGAUGAUGACGAUGGUGGUGACUGCUGCGUCCUGUUUAACUGCAUCUCUCUCAUUAUAACCGCUGUUUUAUCCACCAACAUGAAGUCUACUUCUUAAAUACACACAUCUCCACUCUACUGGACCUGUGGAAUCAUUCAUCCUGGAGAGAAGAAGCAUUAGCAACAUGUUCAGCACUAAAAGACUGAAGAAGAAGUCCCAGUCAGUGGACGUCCCGUCUCCAGGCUUCACCAGUCUGAUCCCGGGUCUGUCCAUAAACAGGUCGUCUCCACCUGUUACCAAAUCGACAACCAUCGAGGUUCAGGAAAACAACACGGCUAAUUCCCAGCGGCGCGGCCCACGAUGCAGCGAGUUGAAGAGAGGAUACACAAUAGAUACCGGUCAGAAGAAGACGCCUGACAAAAAGGAUGGACGCCGUAUGUCCUUCCAGCGACCCAAGGGGACCAUCGAGUAUUCCGUGGAAUCGCGGGACACGCUGAACAGCAUUGCGCUGAAGUUUGACACCACCCCUAAUGAACUGGUUCAGCUCAACAAGCUCUUCUCCAGAGCCGUCGUUCCUGGACAGGUUCUUUACGUUCCUGAUCCAGAAUAUGUGUCGAGUGCUGGCAGCUCCCCCUCCCUCAGCCCCAUCAGCCCCCUGUCCCCCACCUCCUCCGAGGCCGAACUAGAAAAGGACUCUGAUGGAGCUCCUCGUUCAGACGCCCCCGUCUCAGCACCUCCGGUCUUCUCGGCCCUGCGGCACUCCCGUGUUGUCUCCUCUACAUCAGAGGAAGAGGAAGCACUCACCGAAAAGUUCCUCAAAAUCAACUGCAAGUACAUCACAGACGGCAAGGGGGCAGUAAGUGGAGUGUUGCUGGUGACACCCAACAAUAUUAUGUUCGACCCACACCGGUCAGACCCACUGGUGCAGGAGCGUGGCUGUGAGGAGUACGGAAUCAUGUGCCCGUUGGAGGAGGUGCAGUCUGCAGCCGUGUACCGGGAGAUCACCGACUUCAAGAUCCGCGAGUCUCUGCCCUUAGACAUGGACGCAUGGCUCUCAGGACCAGCCCAUCAAGCAGAGCUGCGUCUGCGAGAGGCGCAUGAUAGCAGUAGCACUGCCCCACGCAGCACAGACGCCUCGCUCUCUGAAGACGUAUUUACCGAACCCGAGCUCUCACCUAUCCGGGAGGAGCAGCCUUCCACCCACCAGCUCCAGAACGAUGAUAAGUCUUCUUCAGAAUCCAUCCACACAAUCAGGCAUGAACCAGAGGGAGAGGAAGACCCCAAACCUGAGGAGGAAAAGCAGACAGAGAGGGAGGGAGGAGAACAGCCAGCCAGCAGCUUAGACGAGCCCAACAACCAGGAACAAGCAAGCACAAUGACAAACAACCAGCAGCAGGAAACACCCGAGUCUCAGCCACAGCCCCAAACCUCACAAAGGUCCACUGCCAGGGUCACGCAGGGUACAGGUCAGGAACCCAACCCAGACGUGACUAAACUCAGCCAAAAGGGCAAGAGGGACUCUGAGUCAGAUGUGGAGGAGUUGAGGAAGAUGUGGAAGUUUCACACUAUGCAACAGGCCAAGGAACAGAGAGAAAACGUACAGCACACACAGCAGGAGAGGGAGAACAUCUCAGGCCGGGGCGUGCAGAGGCUCGGAUCUGCAGAGGGUGUGGCUGCAACCAGAGAGAGACGGAUGUCCAGAUCCCAUAAGUUUCUGUGCCUGCGGGUGGGCAAGGCCAUGAAGAAGACGUUUCUGUCCAACGCUAGUGCCUCCAUGCAGCAAUAUGCCCAGCGGGAUCGCAAGCAUGAGUACUGGUUUUCUGUACCCCAGGAGAGGUCAGACCACCUGUACUUGUUCUUUAUCCAGUGGAGCCCUGAGACAUUUGGCGAUGGCAUGGGGAGCGUCAGUCGUGAGCCAGGAUUCAUGGUGGUGAAGAAAAUCGAUGAGCCGGAAGCCGACAUCGAGCAGAAGACGUCAGACUCCUCAGCCAAGGAGUGGGAGGUAAUCUCACUGACCGAACACCACUGCCGGAUCGAUGUGCUAAACACUGAAGAGCUGCGCGCCCUUUGCAAGCGGCUUCAGAUCACCACUAAGGAGGAGGUGAACUCCAAACAUAGUACAUCCAUCACAGCCAACCUGGAGCUCGAGACCUUUAAACCCAACCUGAGUGAACCCAGCGACCUCCUGGAGGCUGACCAGGUCGAAAAGCUGGCAAAGAAGCUCCCGCCUAGAACCAUUGGCUAUCCAUGGACUUUAUCCUUCAGCACUGCCAAACAUGGCAUGAGUAUUAAGACGCUGUACCGAAUCAUGCAGGGCCAGGACUCGCCUGUUCUUCUCGUCAUUAAGGACAGCGAUGGCAAGAUAUUUGGUGCAUUAGCAUCCGAGCCCUUUAAAGUCAGCGAUGGAUUCUACGGCACAGGAGAAACUUUUCUCUUUACCUUCCAUCCUGAAUUUCAGGCAUACAAAUGGACAGGUGAUAACAUGUUCUUUAUUAAGGGAGACAUGGACUCACUAGCAUUCGGCGGAGGAAGUGGUGAAUUUGGUCUGUGGCUGGAUGGAGAUCUGUACCACGGCAGGAGUCACUCGUGUAAAACCUUUGGGAAUCCCAUGCUCUCCAUGAAGGAGGACUUUUACGUGCAGGACAUCGAGAUCUGGUCGUUCGAGUAGGCUGCUCUGUGUCAGCGAGGUUGAGAGAACGAGAGCGGUGGCUGCAGAUGAACAGAAAGAGAAAGCCGACCGGAUGUCCCUGUGCUGGCAGUGUCCCAAACCUUAAUGCGCAUCAUUUUGGCUCCCAGGAAGCCUGUUAAGAAGAAGCAUAACCUCUCUGCCCUCGUCAUAUGUCUCUCAAAGGUUUAAUACACAGCUUCCCUCCCCUCUCUCUCAUUGUGCCGAAUGUGCUUCGUUCCAAACUUACUGGUACAGGGUGUUUCAGCGAGCAAACAAAAAGCACCGUGACGCACCGUGACAAUCAUAAGGAAGUGUUUGAAUAUGAAUAUGAGGAUCAUCAAAGCAUUCUUUACUCACAGUGUAAAGACGCUUGCGAAGGUUUGGGACGAGACAGAAAUGCUUCAGACCCGAACCAGGGGCUGUGAUCCACCUUCAGUUAAAGUGUGGAUGAUUCUAAUGCAAUGCCGGAUGAUGAAAAGUGGAGUGACUACAAACACAUUCCUGAGAGGUAACAAUGGUGAUUUAGGUAAUACGUGCAGAGAGUCGAAACAGCCAGUGUACAUCUGGGUUCUAAAGCGAAUUAUUUAAGUGUUGUGAAUUUGUAGUCUUUCUGUCGUUCACUGUCAUAGAUUCACCAAGUCAAAGCACACCUCCCCUAAUCCAGGGGGAGAAAAAAUCCCAUUGUUGUAGCGUUCUGUUCAGUGGGCGUGUGUGUGUGUGAGUUCGGCUUCGUCCGUGUGUGGAGGGUCGUGUGUACUGUUCGUAGACAGUAAUGUGUCGCAAUAGAUUUUUUGUGGAAUAUGCAAAUUACUGUUCUUGUUAACCUCAGUAAUCCAGAUGGGCUGUUUUGUCCCGUCGCUCUUUCAAGCAAACUUUUAAAAGCUUUUACGUCUCGAAAGAAAAAAAAAAUGCUUUUCAGGGUGUCAUUUGAAAAGCCGGCGAUGUGGUUUAAUCGUUUUUCAUAAAUAUAAUGACAAUUAUAUAUAUUUAUGUAUAUAAUUCUAUAUAACAAAUUCUAUAUAUAUAUAUAUAUAUUAUGAUAUAUUGCUGUUGUGUGACAGUGAUAAUUUCCGUGCUGAUUUCUCAGCUGUUACCAAUAUAAUGUACAGUUAAAUGACCCUGUAAAUGAAUGUUAAAUGAGUAGAUUUGUUCCUCUAUAUAUGGGAAUAUGUAGAGGUCUAUAAUAAUUAUAUAUACAGUGUGGAUUGGUGGGUUGCUUCUAGCACUUUAAUCUAGUUUAAAGCCAGAUUCUUUAGGCUUCAUUAGCAGUAGCUGUACAGUCUAUUUUUUUCUUUGUGUGUUUAGAGAUGAUACAGAUGUUUAUGAAGAUGUUUAUAUGAAAGAAAGGUCGGAUGGAGAAGGAAAACGUCACUGUGGUGUAGACUUUUCCUCUCACGUGUCCCUUCGCGAUGCUGUCCUUGUCGAUUUGUAGAGAUUCCUUGUUCACAGGACUGAGGAGGAUGAGGAAUAGCACAUAAUCGCCAGAUCUGUUCCUCUUUAUUCUUUCCACAUGGACGGGCUUGUUCUUGUCGAGUCAAAUCAGGUCCAGCGUGAGCAGAUAAUCUAGAUAAUUCACUGAAAUACUAUGUAAUAGUGAUGUAAAAAUAAAUUACCUAUAAAUAAAAUUAUUGUAACCUGAAA